Molecule: messenger RNA, 822 nt
Organism: Trichoplax adhaerens
Lineage: Eukaryota; Metazoa; Placozoa; Uniplacotomia; Trichoplacea; Trichoplacidae
Exons: 1
Biological process (GO): G protein-coupled receptor signaling pathway
Cellular component (GO): membrane
Molecular function (GO): G protein-coupled receptor activity
Source: RefSeq, a predicted model, not a curated record
AUGGGCAUAGCAGCAUUUGUCGGCAAUAUUUUUGUCGUAAUAAGUAAUCACAGUAAUCGCCAAAAUAAGCUGGGCAAAGUAACUAUUCUUUUAAUCGAUAAUUUGGCAGUAGCUGAUUUCUUGAUGUCGAUUUAUUUAUUUAUCAUUGCAAUUGGUGACCAAGUCUAUAUUGAUCGUUAUGCAAACUACUCAGAGGAAUGGUUAACUAGCCCUGCCUGUAUUAUUGCCUCAUUUCUAAUAUGCACCUCUGGCUUAAUGUCGGUCAUUAUGAUGCUAUUAAUUAGCAUUGAUCGUUAUAUCGUCACUGCAUAUCCAUUUUCAUCCAAAAGCGUACGAGUAAAGCGUUGCAAAGUAACGUUAAUAUCGGCAUGGUCAUUAACAUGUCUAUUCGUUGGUAUUCCUGUCACCAUGAGUAUCAACCAGCCUGGUGAUUUACGACUAUAUCAAUUCAGCUCAGUUUGUACGCCAAGUAAUCUGAGUAAUGGAUUUUUCGCUAGUUGGACAAUAUUUUUCGUUGUAAUCCAAUUUAUUUUUUGGAUUAUUACAUUAAUUCUAUAUAUUAAAUUAAUGUUAAAAGUCCGUAAAUCGAGUCGCUCAAUUCGUAGUAGCGCUCAAUCGCACGAUUUUGCUAUUGCCGUAAGGUUGUCUUUAAUUCUAAUUACGGAUUUGCUUGCAUGGCUGCCAGUAUAUAUUAUCUCCGUACUAGCUUUAACACAAGGUAGUUUGAGUGUUUUCAUAUUACAAUUUGCUGUAAUCUUAGCAUUACCUCUGAAUUCGGCAAUUAAUCCGUAUAUCUAUACAGCGACUGGAACAGCAUGUUUU